AUGCAUCGCCUAAAUACCGUGAGCAAUCGACGAGCGUCCCUGGACCCCGGCGCUGAGACGGCGAAUGCGCUACGCUUGGCGCUGUGGUUACGGCUCGCGCACAGGAGCAUGCUGCGCUACACACGAAGUCAAACAGGUAUGGAAGCGGUCGCUCAAUUCAGGGGGGGACCAGUUAGAAUUGGUAUCAUUGGUGCCGGGAGAAUUGGUCGUGUUCACUGCGCGGCUUUGGCUCGCAUGAGCAACCUCGCGCAGGUCGUGGUUAUUGCGGACUUUAUCGAGCAGGCUGCCCAGGCGGCGGCGAAAGAGUUUCGCAUCCCGCGUGCAGUCAAAGACUGGCAGGAGGUUGUCCAGUCACCUGAGGUGGACGCUGUUAUCAUUUGUUCGCCCUCAGACACGCACUACGAAAUCAUCGUGGCAGCAGCGCGGGCAGGCAAACAGAUUUUUUGCGAGAAACCGAUCGACUACGACCUCGAGCGCAUCGAUAACGCGCUUUCGGAAGUGAAGCGCGCCGGUGUCCAGAUGCAAAUAGGGUUUCAGCGGCGUUUUGAUGCGAACUUCCGCCGGGUAAGGGAAGCUGUCGCCAGCGGGGAAAUCGGCGAGCCCUACUCACUGCACAUCAUCUCACGUGACCCUGCGCCACCUCCGCUUGCCUACUUGAAGCAGUCUGGGGGCCUAUUCUUUGACAUGAUGACGCAUGAUUUCGACAUGGCCCGGUUUACGAUGGGCUCAGAAAUCGUGGAAGUCGUUGCUGCUGCUGGAGCCAACCUGGUGGAUCCCCAGAUCGGUGAGCAAGCGGGCGAUAUCGACACCGCGAUUGUGACCCUGCGGUUCGCGAACGGCGCCAUCGGUACGAUCGAAUGCUGUCGAAAAGCCGCUUAUGGUUACGACCAGCGUAUUGAAAUUCACGGAUCGAAGGGAAAUGUGUCCACUGCGAAUAACUUUCCGAACAAUGCGACGUUGCAGGAUGGUGCGAGUGUACGUCGCGACCUGCCACUGAACUUUUUCAUGGACCGCUAUCGCGAUGCCUACGCUUUAGAAAUGGAGACUUUUGUGCGUUGCAUUAUGGAAGGAAAGGCGGUGCCGGUGACCGGGGAGGAUGGGCGUAUGCCGGUGGUGCUCGCUUACGCAGCGAGAAAGAGCAUGAAGGAGCGCCGCGCCGUGCGUAUCGGCGAGUUUAUGUCCAAACUUUGA
Messenger RNA from Cyanidioschyzon merolae strain 10D, 1191 nucleotides. RefSeq names its product probable dehydrogenase. The record is from RefSeq and is a predicted model, not a curated record. The transcript has a single exon. NCBI's taxonomy places the organism in Eukaryota, Rhodophyta, Bangiophyceae, Cyanidiales, Cyanidiaceae. The coding region runs from base 1 to 1191 and encodes 396 amino acids. Gene Ontology annotation, molecular function: nucleotide binding.